This is a messenger RNA of Meriones unguiculatus (Mongolian gerbil), 1795 nucleotides long. RefSeq names its product RAB40B, member RAS oncogene family (gene Rab40b). Gene Ontology annotation, biological process: protein localization to plasma membrane; intracellular signal transduction. Gene Ontology annotation, cellular component: plasma membrane; synaptic vesicle; endosome. Bases 125 to 961 code for a protein of 278 amino acids. NCBI's taxonomy places the organism in Eukaryota, Metazoa, Chordata, Mammalia, Rodentia, Muridae. Gene Ontology annotation, molecular function: GTP binding; GTPase activity. The record is from RefSeq and is a predicted model, not a curated record. The transcript is spliced from 6 exons.
GGGGCGCUGCGGCUGUCAAGCGCCCUGAGCCGGGGAGGCGUCCGUGGGUCCGCGGCGCCCGGGGCAGCCCGCCGCCGCCUGCGCGCAGCCUGGGCCGGCAUGGGCUGGGGGCUGGGCCGGCACGAUGAGCUCCCUGGGCAGCCCGGUGCGGGCCUACGACUUCCUGCUUAAGUUCCUGCUGGUGGGCGACAGCGACGUGGGCAAGGGAGAGAUCCUGGCCAGCUUGCAGGACGGAGCGGCCGAGUCUCCUUACGGCCACCCGGCGGGAAUUGACCACAAGACGACCACCAUUCUGCUAGAUGGCCGAAGGGUGAAGCUGCAGCUUUGGGACACCUCAGGGCAGGGGAGAUUUUGUACCAUAUUCCGCUCGUACUCCAGAGGUGCACAGGGUGUGAUCCUGGUCUAUGAUAUUGCCAACCGAUGGUCCUUUGAUGGCAUCAAUCGAUGGAUUAAGGAGAUUGAUGAGCAUGCCCCUGGGGUUCCUAAAAUAUUGGUGGGAAACCGACUGCACCUGGCCUUCAAGCGGCAGGUGCCCACGGAGCAGGCCCAGGCCUACGCUGAGCGCCUGGGUGUGACCUUCUUUGAGGUUAGCCCUCUGUGCAACUUCAACAUUACAGAAUCCUUCACGGAGCUGGCUAGGAUCGUGCUGCUGCGGCAUGGGAUGGACCGUCUCUGGAGGCCGAGCAAAGUACUGAGUUUGCAAGACCUCUGCUGCCGAGCUGUGGUGUCCUGCACGCCCGUGCACCUGGUAGACAAGCUCCCUCUCCCUGCUGCCGUGAGGAGCCACCUGAAGUCAUUCUCUAUGGCCAAUGGCCUGAAUGCCAGGAUGAUGCAUGGCCGCUCCUACUCCCUCACAACCAGCUCCAGCCACAAGAGGAGCAGCUUCCGAAAAGCCAGGACCAGCCACCCAUCCCAGAGCCCACCCAGAAACUGUGCCAGGAACAGCUGCAAAAUUUCUUAGAGUCCUGUCACCCCAGCUCCUCAGGAGGCUGAGCAACUAGUGAGGCCCUGCCUGAAAGUUAAAAAGCAGGAAGAGGGCUGGCUCCCUGGGGGAGUCUGGAGGACAGAGACCUUUCCAGACCUGAAAGCAUCUCCACCUCGUACGGUUAUGCUUCUGCUUCAUUUGGAAUGGCCAUGCCAUGGAUGUGGUACCCACGCCCAGUGUGUUGUGACUGACACUUUUGUGUGGAUGUGCAUGAAGCUCUUGUUCUAGACGUGAAUGUGCAAAGGGAAAAUUAGUAUUCUGCUCUACUCUUGAUACUAUGAAAUUCUGAGUGUUACUUUUAUGAUGAUUGUUGUGCAACUUUUUCCGUAGCUGCUUUCACAUGGCUGAUAAAUGUGUGUAGUGAGUACAUAUCCAAGGGACUGUCAGAAGCUAUGCUAAUCAGAUAGCCUGGCCUCACGGAUGUCACAGAGUGGCCUUUUGCAAACCUUUUCGUGUCAAAGCCCCGACUUCUAAGAACUGCCGCAGCUGCAGGGAGAGACAACGUACACCAGGCCUAUCCUGUUUGGUAGAACAUGGGUUUGAUAAAGUUUUUGCUAUGUCAUUUACUACAUUUUGAGAUUAAUAGGUAAUCUAUAUUCAUAUUUUUCUGUAAACCUACAUUUUUUGUACAAAGUAUCCUACAAGUUACGAAGUUAUGGGAAGAAAAUGCCAAAGAUAUCUCCAAUUUGAACAUAAUUGUUCAGCAUUGUUUCAACAGAUUAGCAAGGAGAAAGGUAUAUCAGCGAAAGAUGGAGUAAAAACAGUGUUACUUAAGGAAUUAUUUCUCAAUAAAGCGGAUACUUGCUCCUC